Molecule: messenger RNA, 1050 nt
Organism: Corticium candelabrum
Lineage: Eukaryota; Metazoa; Porifera; Homoscleromorpha; Homosclerophorida; Plakinidae
Product: leucine zipper transcription factor-like protein 1
Exons: 10
Coding region: 19-936 (305 amino acids)
Biological process (GO): negative regulation of protein localization to cilium
Cellular component (GO): cytoplasm
Source: RefSeq, a predicted model, not a curated record
AUCGUACAGAGAAAAGCUAUGGCGGGCGAGUUGGGCUUGAAUGAGCAUCACACGGCCACUGUCAUCAACUACCUGAGAUUCGAUCGUUUCAAACGCGAUCAGAGACUGAAGGUCGUCGAUGGAGCAUUCGAAGAGUUGAAAGACAGCAGAUUAAGCACAGACGAGACCUUCACAGCAGAUGAAGUGAUCAGCAUGCUGGAUGGUCUGUGUGCUGUUGUGAAAGGAGACAUGGAGUCGGAGCUGAUCAACACGGCUCACACAAACGUCCUCCUACUGCAUCAGAUGUUUGAACAGGCAGAAACGUGGAGACUGAAACUAAACGCUGACGUUUCUCAGCUAGAAAAUAAGGAAUUGAUUGACAAGGUCGCGUUAAUGGAAGAAAAGCAUUUCUCAUCAUCAGCUUCUGUCUCUAAGACUUCUUUGGCUGAGAAGAAGAGGCUGCAGCCACUUAAUGAAGAAGGUGGCACUGCUCUAUUGCAUAUGGAGAUAGAGAGAAUGAAGGAAGAGAAUGAGCGGCUUAGAGCUAGAAUACAGACAGCAGAAUCAAAGGCUACUGAAGCACUGACAGAGAAAAGCCAAUUGAAGAGUCAAUUGGAUGAUACAAGACAAAGUCUGGAGAAAGCAAAGAUCUCAGAAAAACAGACUGCUGAUCAAUUGGCUCAUUUGGAGACAAAGAGCAGUUCAACAUCCAACCAACUUCCAUCCAAGGGAGUUGACAGUCAAGUGGUGAAGGCACUCGAAGACCAACUGACACAAACAAAACACGAACUACUGGCUGCUAAGGCUGAAGUAGAAACGACAAAAGAGGAGCUGGACAAGAAAGUCUCCGAGACGAGUCAGUUUUCCAACAUGAAGAAAAUGCUUAGCAAGAAGAACGACCAGCUAAAGGAGCUGCGGACGCGACUAAAAAAGUAUGAACCAAAUGCAGUCGACUGACGACAUCAAUGGUCAAGGUGUGGUACACAACCAGACUGUCAUGAACUGGACGUUCUAUGAACCUUUAAUCAAGUUUGAGUGUAAGUCUCAGGCCUUUGUGAGUAGAGAUGUCUC